Perkinsus marinus ATCC 50983 is the source of this 186-nucleotide messenger RNA. RefSeq lists its product as hypothetical. The annotation marks the transcript as partial. Lineage: Eukaryota; Perkinsozoa; Perkinsida; Perkinsidae. The record is from RefSeq and is a predicted model, not a curated record. The transcript has a single exon.
CACCAUGUGCGCAACACGUAGCCUGUUUUGCUGAGUAUUUCGACAACAAUCGCUCGCACCUGGUCACCAGCAAACUCCGUAACUUUUUCUCGAAACCGCAGGAGUUUUGUAGAACGAGUUUUGAGAAAUGCCAACUCGAAGAAGGGUUGAAAUACAAGGCGUACUGUGAAACGUUACCGAGAUGGG